Molecule: messenger RNA, 2561 nt
Organism: Pseudonaja textilis
Lineage: Eukaryota; Metazoa; Chordata; Lepidosauria; Squamata; Elapidae
Gene: TTC16
Product: tetratricopeptide repeat domain 16
Molecular function (GO): protein binding
Source: RefSeq, a predicted model, not a curated record
CUCCAAACCGGAAGGAGCCUGGCCAUGAUGGCGUUCGCUUGAAAGCGGCGGACUUACCAUCACCGCAGCCAACGGGAAGUUUGAGCCCGCCAAGCGGUUGACAUAGAAACCAGGGGACGCAAAUUACAGAGUGGUUGGAGGAGCGAUGGAGGAUGAAGAAGAGGUCGAAGAACCCAAAGCAAAGGUGAAGGAGGUGAAGAUGUCGACGAUUGUUAUGACGCUCUUCCCUACAGCCGUCACCGAAGAAAAGCUUCAGGAAUCCAAGGAAAAAGCCAUCACUCGCAUUUUUGGGCCCGCGAAGACUUUGAUGAAGGUUAAAAACCCCCAAAGAGCAGGAGAUUAUGAAAGCAUUUUGAACAGGAAAAUAGAUGAGCACUGCCGAGAAGGAGAUCUCUACUUCUCCCAAGGGGAAUGGGAGGAAGCCAUCACUCGCUACACCAAGGCUCUGAAUCUGGAUCCCAACAAGGGAGAACUUUACGAGAGGAAAGCGGAAGCCUUUCUCCAGCUUUGUGACUUCCAAUCGGCCGCGAUGCACCUUCGGAAGGUCUAUCACAUGUCGCCGAAGGAGGGGAUCCGAGAACGGCUGGCCUUCAUUGUAUUCCUACAGGGCCAGUCUCUGUACGAGCAGAAGGUUUACCUGGACGCUCUCGACUCCUGGACUCACGCCUGCGAACUCCAGCCACAGAACAGGCUCUACCGCAUGAGGAGCAUCGCCUGCCUGGCUGCGAUGAACCGCUUCAACGAUUGCCUUCAGAUGGUCAACGCAGAGGUGGAACUGGACAAGAGCAAUGCCGACCUCUUCGUCCUGAGGGCUCGUCUCUUCGAAUACUUCGGGAAGGCAAGCUGCUGCUUUUGCAACCUCCAAGAGGCCCUCGCGUUGGAUCCAGACCACACGGAAGCGCAGGUUCUCUUGAGGAAGAUGACCAAGGAGGCAGAGAGGUCUAAAGAUUGUGCGGUGACCCUGGCCAUCAAGGGCAACCUGAAAGGUGCUUUGCUGAAGAUCAACCGAGCCAUCAACUACAACCCCUUGGAUGAGAAGUAUUUCCUCUUCAGAGGCACCCUCCUGCGCAGGCUGAAGGACUUCAGCGCGGCCAUCGAUGACUACCUGAGGGCCGUCGAGCUGUGCCGAGCCGAUGAGGCCAGCGAGGUGCGUCACGAGGCGGAGAAGCAGGUCCUCCUGAGCUACAACGAUUUUGCCGUCCACUGUUACUUCAAGGGCUGCUACGAAGAGGCCGUGCUGCUGCUCAACAAAGCGAUCAAAGGGGAGAAGAACGAAUUUGGCCUCUACAUCAACCGAGGAGACUGUUUCCUGAAACUGGGCCAGCUGAAUUUUGCCAUGGCGGAUUAUCAACAAGCUUUAGAGCUGCAUCCUUUAGACCCCCGACUCCGCCAUCGCAUCGCUUGGCUCUCCAACGAGAGCGGAUUGCAAGACUUCCGCGAAAAGCAGUACUUGCAGGCUGAAACACGUUUCUCCUGUGCUGUGGACAACGAUCCCUGGGAAGUGAAGUAUUACCUGAACAGGGCGAAGACUCGCGUCUUUCUGCAGGAGUUCCUGGGAGCUAAGGAAGACAUGAUCAGCGCCCUCUUGCUGAACCCCAACAAGGAAGAGGUCCGGACCUUGAUGGGCAACCUGUUUCCCGGAGAGAGCAAAGAAUCCCUCCUCAACAGCAAAGUUGGAGAUUUGACCAAAACUCUCCUGGAUCGAAAGCUGAAAUCUUUUCCCGGCGGGAAAGCGUUGCAGAGGCCUCUGAAAUCCACAGGAUCCGAACUCCCAACCAACAUGUACAUUCAAAUCGAGGACCAGAAAGGCGAGGAGAAGGAAGAGGGUUCUGAAGAAAAAAAGCUGCAAAAAAGACUGGCUGAAUGUCAGCAAAACUCACACCAGGCAAACGAGGAGCUGAAGGAAGCGCAUCAAAAUAAGCCAGCUCUGGAAUCCAAAACUGUCUGGGUAGACACCUGCGCUCGUCUGCCCCCCAAGGAUUGCCCCAAGGAACCGUACUGCUGGAGGAAAUUCUAAGAAGGCGUCGGUCACUUUUAGGCCUGUCCGAAGCAUCACCUUGGGAUGGUAAACCUUGGUUUUUCUCCCCAAAAUACCCUGAAUUUCAAGUGAGUCGAACAAACCAGAUUUCUCCUGCCAAAUAGCUUGCCUGCUCAAAACCACAUAAAGUUAAAAAGAUUUAGGAUGGCCAGGUUUUUCUUGGCUAAGAGGCUUCAUUUCUGUAACCGAGACCCCAAAAUCUUGGAAAGGGUGGAGGGGAUGCCAUCCCUCUUUCCCUUCGGGGCCCUGAGUGAUAUGGCAGCCCCCCCGCCAGGGAAAAGGCUACCCAGUGGGACGAAGCGGUUGGCACCAGAAUCAAUCUUUCCCCCUAAUAAUUGCUCAAAGUAUCGGAAAACGGCAAGCGGGAAGCCGACUCACCUCUGUUCCAUUUUGUUCUAGACUUUGGAAAAGAUUUGCUAUAUAAAGUUGUGCCUUUCUUGCUUUUUUUAUUUAAAUAAAGCAACCUUUGGAAGACCCUAAGGUACGUCCAGGUUUUUCACAUUUAUUGUAUGUUCAGAUCCGC